AUGCUUCCUCGUGCUGCCGCGAGACCCCAGCUGUCCGUUUGCAUUGCUGCGGCACAGAAUGCCACUCGACCCUCCUUGUCUCUCAAGUCUCCCGGUCCUCUACCUCGCACUCCUAUUUCCCCGUCGCCCCUCAGUCCCAAUGCGAAGCGGCAUUCCUCGCUGCAAGUCCCGGCCUACAACUACACCAACUCAUGUUCGUCCAAGAGCAUCCUCAAGAAACAGUCGGCCAUGGGCGCCAACGGCACUGCCAAGAGACACAUUCAAUUCAAGGGUACGCCCACAGUGCAUUGCGUGACGCCCAUUGAAAAUCCCGAGGAAUACUACGGCACUCACACCAAGGUGUCGCGCGAAGAGCGACGCUGGACCGUACGGGAAUGA
Molecule: messenger RNA, 378 nt
Organism: Aspergillus melleus
Lineage: Eukaryota; Fungi; Ascomycota; Eurotiomycetes; Eurotiales; Aspergillaceae
Exons: 1
Coding region: 1-378 (125 amino acids)
Source: RefSeq, a predicted model, not a curated record